This is a messenger RNA of Bombina bombina (fire-bellied toad), 2634 nucleotides long. RefSeq names its product extracellular calcium-sensing receptor-like. The transcript has 6 exons. Gene Ontology annotation, biological process: G protein-coupled receptor signaling pathway. The record is from RefSeq and is a predicted model, not a curated record. Gene Ontology annotation, cellular component: membrane. Gene Ontology annotation, molecular function: G protein-coupled receptor activity. NCBI's taxonomy places the organism in Eukaryota, Metazoa, Chordata, Amphibia, Anura, Bombinatoridae. The coding region runs from base 1 to 2634 and encodes 877 amino acids.
AUGCUGGUGCCAGCCCUCAGGGAGUCCCUGGCAUUGCUAUGCAGUUCUCUGCUCUGUCACAGACUUCAGCGCUGUCUGCUUUUAGCCUGUCUUGUUGCACAAAGCGUUGGAAGUGUGGAGAGAGUGAGGGGAUGUAGGAUCCCACAGGGCAGUAUUUCUGGACUGUAUCGGGAAGGAGAUAUAAUUAUUGGAGGCAUUUUUCCUGUUCAUGUCUACCGGGUAUUUCAUGAAUUGACCUACAAGAAUCCACCUCCCCCUGUAACCUGCAACACAUUUGUACCAUUAACAUUCCAGUGGCUGCAGUCCUUUCUUCUAGCUGUCAGAGAAAUUAGUAACUCAGACUCUCUACUGCCCAACAUCACCCUAGGCGUUCAUGUAUAUGAUUCAUGUGCUUCUCCAGGGAAGGCCUUGGAAGGAGUUUCCUGGUUCCUCACAGGAGGAGUCCACAGCCCAAUUCCUAACUACAGAUGCCGCUUGUCCUCACCCAUAGGAGGUAUCAUUGGGGAUUCAAGUUCUGCAAGCUCCUUAACCAUUUCUAGACUUCUAGGUCUAUACAGCUAUCCCCAGAUCAGCUAUUUCUCUACCAGUUCAAUUUUGAGUGAUAGAAAACAAUUUCCUUCCUUCUUCAGGACUGUGCCAAGUGACACUUUCCAGUCUAAAGGUUUAGCACAACUUGUCUCCUACUUUGGUUGGACAUGGGUAGGGCUCUUAGCUGAGGACACUGACUAUGGAGAAGAUGGUAUUAGAGCUACCAAGAUGGAGAUUCUAAAAUCUGGGUCCUGUAUAGCUUUCACAGAGUAUAUCCUCACAAGCCGCCCUGAUCGAAAUGCACCACAUCUCUCAAGGGUUAUUGCAGAGUCAAAUGCCAGUGUUGUUAUUGUUUUCUCCAGUGGUUCCAACCUUCUUCCAGUAGUAGAAGAACUUCUGAGACAUAAUGUCACAGGAAAGAGUUGGAUAGCCAGUGAUUCAUGGUCAACGUCAGCACUGGUGUCCAAGGAGAAAUACUGGAAUAUCCUAAGGGGGACCAUUGGUUUUGCUUUACAUAGUGGACAGAUUCCUAAUUUCAAAGACUUCCUCAUGGCAGUCCACCCCAACAAAACUCCUGAUGAUAUUUUCUUGAAAGAAUUUUGGGAGAUUACCUUUGGUUGUAAGUGGGAGAUAGCAGACACCCUGUUGCCUAUAACAGCCAGAAUAUGUACUGGUCAAGAGACUUUCGGAACUACUUUCAGUGAUAUAACUGUCCCAAGAGUUACCUACAGUGUCUACGUUGCUGUCUACGCACUUGCCUGGGCUCUACACAUUUUUCUAAAUCGUAGGCAGGCUAGAUGCCGUGAAAUACCUGAGCAAUGUCAGGAAUCUUUAGCUUUUCAACAAUGGGAGGUGUUGCAGUCUAUGAAGUCUGUCCAUUUCUGGACUAAAGACAACAGAGAAAUUUAUUUUGACUCUAAUGGUAACAUUCCAGCUGUAUACGAUAUAGUCAACUGGCAAAUAACCUCACAGGGCAUUGUACGACAUGUGAAGAUUGGGAGCUAUGAUAGCACAAAGGAAGGACAUACAAUUGUGGUGAACAUCAGCGCCAUCCAAUGGACAACAGGGAACACACAUGUUCCUCUCUCUAUUUGCAGUAAGAGCUGCCCUCCAGGGUUCAGGAAGGCAGCAAUACAAGGGAAGCCUAUCUGCUGCUUCCUGUGCGUUCCCUGCCCCAGUGGAGACAUCUCCAAUCAAACAGAUUCUGUUGACUGUCUUCGAUGUCCAUGGGACAAAUGGCCCAGCAUCCAACAGGACAGAUGCCUCCCGAAAACUAUUGAGUUUCUUUCUUAUGAUGAGUCACUUGGUUCUACUUUGGUAGCCACAAGUGUUGUGUCCUCUACAGUCCCAGUUGCAAUAUUGAGUCUCUUUAUCCAUUAUAAGACUUCUCCAAUUGUCCGAGCCAAUAAUUACACACUAAGUUGCCUUCUUCUCCUAUCUCUAUCUUUUUGUUUCCUUUGCUCUGUGACAUUUAUUGGAUACCCACAACCUGACAAGUGUCUUGUUCGCCAGGUGUUAUUUGGGAUGGUCUUUACCCUAUGUGUCGCCUGUAUUCUGGCAAAGACAAUCACUGUUGUCAUUGCCUUUAAAGCCACUAAGCCAGGAAGCAAUUUAAGAAAGUGGGCAGGUCCAAAUGUGUCCUAUAUUGUCAUUGGUUUGUGUGUGCUCAUUCAGCUUUGUUUGUGCACUAUGUGGUUAUCUUUCUCUCCUCCAUUUUUAGAGGAAGAGACUCAAACAAAACCUGGUGUUAUCAUUGUCAGUUGUAAUGAGGGUUCACCUACAGCAUUGUGGAGCAUGUUAGGAUAUUUGGGACUUUUGGCAACCAUCAGUUUUAUUCUUGCCUUCCUAGUUAGGAGGCUUCCUGAUAGCUUCAAUGAGGCAAAAUAUAUUACUUUUAGCAUGUUGGCCUUUCUUACUGUCUGGAUUACUUUCAUUCCGGCCUACCUCAGUGCCCAUGGCAAGUAUACAGUUGCUAUGGAGAUUUUUGCCAUACUUUCUUCAAGCUGGGCUCUGGUUGUCUGCAUUUUUAUGCCAAAGUGUUUUAUCAUCAUCUUUCGCCCUGAACUAAAUACAAAAGACUCUCUAAUGGGACAAAAGAAAAAAUGA